Messenger RNA from Sphenostylis stenocarpa, 195 nucleotides. NCBI's taxonomy places the organism in Eukaryota, Viridiplantae, Streptophyta, Magnoliopsida, Fabales, Fabaceae. The record is from the annotation of a GenBank genome assembly.
AUGGCGGCAUAUGGUGUUGGCAGCCGACGAUCAAAGGCAGCAGCUAGUGGUCAAAGGCGACAACCGGUGACGACUUUGAAAAGUAGGAACACGAAGAAGACGAGUGGUCAGACUUUCAACUCUGUCGUGAUUGAGACUAACAGAGCAAGAUUAAUCCACUCUGAUACUAACUUACCCCAACUGAAUAAUAAGUAG